Molecule: messenger RNA, 2706 nt
Organism: Anguilla rostrata (American eel)
Lineage: Eukaryota; Metazoa; Chordata; Actinopteri; Anguilliformes; Anguillidae
Gene: wrap53
Product: WD repeat containing, antisense to TP53
Exons: 12
Coding region: 469-2148 (559 amino acids)
Biological process (GO): Cajal body organization
Cellular component (GO): Cajal body
Molecular function (GO): RNA binding; protein binding
Source: RefSeq, a predicted model, not a curated record
CGUCACCCGUUAGUCAUAGGGAAAUGUCAUGGCGCCGUACAUGGUGAGGGAAUGUGCAGUGUGAGCUUUUACCUUCUGACCAAACGGGGUGCUUUGUCCCCUGAACUCCUUUUUGAGCCAUUUCUGUGUUCUUGGGAAGACCAAGUGCGGCAUUUUUAUUGAAGAGGGGAGCAAAGACGAGGAGCAAGACACUCGUUUCAGGGUGGACUUAGUGUAUAUCAACCAACAAGCAGUUGCGUUGGAGCGGUGAUGUCCUCAUCGUCCUCUAGACUCCGCCAGCCGCCCUGCAGGAAGAAGCACUACCCUAGUAGCACCUACCACACAGCCGUCUGACGGCGCGAGGUACAGAGCGCGCGAUAAGCAGCGGUGAACUUUGACGCGAGAAGGAGAAUCAGCGGAGUUCGAAUUUGAAGGAGACGGAAGCUUCUUGGGAAACGACAGCUAGCCCGGAUCGGUGGGAGAGGUAUCAUGUCAUCCACAGCAGACACGGCCGAUUCUGGGAGCGUGGCGGGGGCAGGGCAGGAGGCGGAGGGGGACAGCGAGCCACCCCAACCUCCCUCCCUACCCCAGUGUCAGGAGCCUGAGAGAAGAGAGGAUGAGGAGGUGAAGGUGGAGGAAGAGUCGCCCCCAGCUGCCAAACAGCCACGGCUUGAAGCAGUGGACGCGGCUUUGGCCUGUGAUUCACUGCAACCCAUUGAGCCUGGACAGGGGAACGAUGGUCACAGUGACCAUUCUCUACAGGUACAAGACACAGGUGAAGAGCAAGCUUCGGUACAGACCUGUGAGCUGGGAGAGGGAGUGGGAGAGGAAGAGGAAGAGCGAGUUGGAGAGGAAGAGUGGCCACAGAAUGGACAGCAGACUCCCACAAUGAUGGAGGGAAGAGAGGAGGAGGAGGAGGAGAAGGAAGAUGGAAUCCAGGGUUCAGAUUUGAGCCCACAGGAAGGCCACAACCUGGGCCUCGAUUUGAGCCGAACCCCCCAGAUGCUGACCGGUGCCUGGGCUGAAUACUCUGGCUCUCCAGAGAACUACCUCAGGGGCUGCAAGUGGGCUCCCGAUGGCUCCUGCAUCCUGUCUAACAGCGCUGACAACGUGCUCCGUGUUUACAACCUCCCUGCGGAGCUCUACAGCCAGGACUGGGACCUGCUCGCUGAGAUGAGCCCAGUGCUGAGAAUGGCGGAAGGGGACACCAUAUAUGACUACUGCUGGUACCCCAAGAUGAGCUCGCUGGACCCCGAUACCUGUUUCAUUGCCAGCAGCAGCCGUGAUAACCCAGUGCACAUUUGGGACGCCUUCUACGGCGACCUUCGAGCGACCUUUCGACCCUAUAACCAUCUGGACGAGCUGACUGCGGCCCACUCUCUGUGCUUCUCUCCGGACGGCUCCCAGCUGUACUGUGGCUUUGAUAAGAUGGUGCGGGUCUUCUACACAGACCGCCCGGGGAGAGACUGCGAGGAGAGGCCCACCACGGUGAAGAAGCAGGGACAGACGGGCAUUAUCUCCUGCGUGGCGUUCAGCCCCGCCCAGUCCCUGUACGCCUGCGGGUCCUACUCGCGCUCGGUGGGGCUCUACUCCUGCCAGGACGGCACCCUGCUGGCCCUGCUGCCGCCCCGCCACCGGGGGGGGCUCACGCACCUCUGCUUCUCCCCGGACGGGAACCGCCUCUACACCGGGGGGCGCAAGGAUCCGGAGAUCCUGUGCUGGGACCUGCGGGAUCCGGGUCGUAUUCUGUUCUCCCUGAACAGGAGCGUCGUCACCAACCAGAGGAUCUACUUUGAGCUGGACCCGACGGGACGGUACCUGCUCAGUGGGAACACAGAGGGGGUGGUGUCAGUUUGGGACACCUCUGCUGUCCCUAGUGGCUGUGAAGCAGUACUGCAGCCACAGCUUCAGUUCCAGGCCCACGCGGACUGCACCAAUGGCAUCAGUCUCCACCCCUACAUGCCCUUGUUGGCGUCCUCCAGCGGGCAGCGCCAGUUCUGCGGGCCCGGCGACAGCGGGGGCGACUCGGACUCCGACUCAGACAGCGACGCCGUGAUGUCGCCACGGCAAGGUCGUCACGACAACGCCCUCGCGAUCUGGUGGGCGGGGCCUUUCGGCUCAGCCAAUCAGGGGGGCCAGGACGAGCAGCUGGCAGUAUCGGCGGACUAACCGAUCUUGACAUCCAACUUUGUCGUCCCCACCCCCCCUCUCCCUCCACUCUUGUCUGGACUGAACGACAUAUCCUACUCCACUGCCAAACCGACAAGUGUUCUGGAAAGUUUGCAGUGUGUCGGGACGAUAUCGUGGGGCGUGCCAGCUCCUGGCUGCACAAACCCAACUCGUGGCUGGCUGGGAUUUUUGUUUUAUUUUUAUUUUAUGGGGGCGGGGGAGUGAAUGGCUUUCUGGACGAGGCCAACACCAGUCUCGCCAAAAAUGCUCAGGUCCAGAGACGAAGCAGAAUUCGGUUCUGGAAUGUGUGUUUUCAGUGAGGUUUUUUUUUUUCUUUUCCUGUAAGUGCUUACAUCUGUUCAUGGAACUGUUCAGACCUCAACACCCCAAAACCGACAACUUUCAAGAUGAGUGCCAUUCAAAAAUUGGGUCAUUUGUUUGUGAAAAUUAAAUGAUGCUGAUUUUUUUUUUUUACUAUUCUGUGUGCCAGCAUUGUGUUGUAUGCCGUGAUAAAUGUAUAUUUUUGUAAGUCCGUGAUAAAGGUUUUUGAACACGCUC